CUUUGUCCUGCAGCCUCCCAGGGAGGCAUGAGGUGUUAUCCACUGAACCCUCUUGCCGUAUGCGCCUGGAGACGUCUGCCCUGGCCAGAGCGACCUGACGGGGCCCUGGGAAGACACGGCCGAGGCCUCCGUGACUGGCGCGAAGCACCAAUGCCGAGCACAAGAUGAGAGAUGGGGGGAUGGAGUGAGCAGUGGCGUCGCGGUAACCCCAGAUGUGGGGUGAGCACCACGGGUGAGGAUGGCCUGUCGUGACAUCCCCCAGGUGGACGGCGAUGUCCCUGAGUGAUGGGUUCUGAUGUGACCGAGGGACGGACUAUGACGUCCCCGAGCGAUGGAUUCUGAUGUGACCGAGGGACGGACUAUGACGUCCCCGAGCGAUGGAUUGUGACCACGCGUCCCUCGCUGCUUAUUUUCGGGCGCCGAGUCUCAGCCAGCCGGCUCGUGCCUGCACUCCAGCUGAGCGAGGUCGCGAGGUUUGGAGCAUCGAGCGAGGCCUUUGGUGCUGGUGUUGGGCUUGGGCAGUUGCUUUUUGCAGCUCUCCGUGUCCAACCUCAGAGCCAUCCGAGGAUUUUCCCCAGCCCUGCCAGGUUCAGGCAGCCGGGGCACCAAGGAGGUGCGCUCGCAGCAGCAGAGCGUGACACCCGCUGCUGCAGCGCCGGUGACAGGGAGCAGCUCAACAUCCCCAGCUCCCCCCAGUCCACCGCAGCACGUGGAGAGCAUGGCCACGGAGCUGGAGAACCGCUGUCCAAUAUGCCUGGACAGCUGGGAGGAGGCCAGCUACGUGAUGCCAUGCCUCCACCCGUUCUGCUACCCAUGCAUCCUGCGGUGGGCUGAGAGCAAGCCCGAGUGCCCCCUCUGCAAGAGGAAGGUCACCUCCAUCUUGCACUCGGUGCAGGCGGACAACAACUUCAAGGAGCACGUUCUCACACCAUCUGCAGUACCAUCAGUUGUCAUCCACGUGACAGGAGGUGCUCCUGGCCGUCCAGCUGCAGCAUCCCAGCCAUCAGUGCUCAUCACUGCACAGCCGCUGCCCAGGGCUCCUGUGGGCGGCCUCCAUCCCCACGUCUGGGCGUUCCUCUUCCGAGAGGACCCAGCUCUGCUCCGGCCCGUGAUGCUCUGGCUGCGACAGGAGCUGUGGCUGUUCUUCGAAGGUGGCCGCUGGGAAACAGCAGCAGUGCAGAGGCUCGUCCUGUCCAGCCUGCACCUCUUCGGCCUGGACGAGGAAACCCUGUUCCAGCUGCUGCGGGGGGCCCUGGGCAGGUACACAAGGACCUUCGUGCGCCAGCUGAUCGACACCAUCGUGGAGCGGUGCGGCGGGGAGGCACGACACCGUAUGGGCCUGGAGGAUGCCCGUGCUGCUGAGGAGUGGGAGGGCAGCUCUGCGGCUGCCCCCAGCCCCGCUGCCUCCCAAAGGGGGCCUCCUGCCCCCAGCCCAGCCCUCUCCAGCAGCCCUGACACAUCUGAGGCAGAAGAGCUCCCCAGCACCUCGUCGGCUGCCCUUCGUGGGGGUCCUGGCAGCCCUCCGUCUGCCCCUGUUCCCACCCACAGGGAGCAAGGAGAGCCACAGGAGGACCCAGGGGAGGCUGUGCCCGGGCCCUCCACUCCCAGCUGGGGCAGCGAACACUCCCCUGGGGGACCCCGGAGAGCCCCAAAGAGGAGGGCUGGCAGCCCUCAGGCCACGUCACCUCCGGACAAGAGGCCACCCCACCGGCAGCGGUAG
Molecule: messenger RNA, 1720 nt
Organism: Aquila chrysaetos chrysaetos
Lineage: Eukaryota; Metazoa; Chordata; Aves; Accipitriformes; Accipitridae
Product: E3 ubiquitin-protein ligase Topors-like
Exons: 2
Coding region: 719-1720 (333 amino acids)
Biological process (GO): protein monoubiquitination; protein polyubiquitination
Molecular function (GO): ubiquitin protein ligase activity
Source: RefSeq, a predicted model, not a curated record